Nasonia vitripennis (jewel wasp) is the source of this 2272-nucleotide messenger RNA. RefSeq names its product microfibrillar-associated protein 1 (gene Mfap1). Lineage: Eukaryota; Metazoa; Arthropoda; Insecta; Hymenoptera; Pteromalidae. The record is from RefSeq and is a predicted model, not a curated record. Gene Ontology annotation, molecular function: RNA binding. Bases 453 to 1823 code for a protein of 456 amino acids. Gene Ontology annotation, biological process: mRNA splicing, via spliceosome. Gene Ontology annotation, cellular component: U2-type spliceosomal complex. The transcript has 4 exons.
CGUAUCGCGUUUAUUCUCACGUCUUUUACCCACCACUGGGUGAACUGCAGCGGCGAGAAGUGAGAAUUGUCAAGCAGCUGUCGAAAAUCUAAAUCUUCGGUAGCCGUAGACUAUAUACCUAUAUAUAAUACCUAUCAAUGGCGUCAGUCAUCAACAUGUCGACGAAUUUCUACGUUCUAGUCUAAUAUUCGUUGAUUCUACAUAUACCUACUUGGACGAAGCGGAACUGCAGACUUUCUUCCGCCGUAAAGUGGCCACGAUACUAUUUCGAACCGUGAAUUUGAGUAACAAUAACUGAUACAUAAAAGUUGAAGGUUAUCCGAAUCUAUUAUUUAACCUAGAAAAAAUCUGUGUACUUUGUUUACUUCUGAAAAGCAUCAGUUUAGCAAAUACAAUAGCUCGAGUGUACUGUAUCGUGAAAUAAUUCAGACCCGUUUACUAGCUGCUUCAACAUGGAUUACUUUGUGGCAAACAGUUCUUUAGCUCCAGCGCCAAUGGGCAUUCAAAGUACUGCUGGUGCUGUACCAAUAAAAAAUGACAAAGGAGAAGUUAGCAUGAAAAAAGUGAAGGUUCACCGAUAUGUAUCCGGCAAACGGCCAGAGUAUGCUCCAGAUGCAAGUACCGAUGGAGAAUCCGAAGAGGAUGACUUUUUGGACAAAAGACCGUAUCAAGAAGAGGAUGUUUCAGAAAUUCGGGAAGAUGAGGAACAGAUAAAAACAAGAGAGAUAGAUGACCCACGAUUACGACGUCUAACGCGUGUAGAUCGAUUAAGAGAAAAUGAUGAUGAUAUCAGAGUAGAAAGACGAAGGCAUAUUCAAGAGCCAGAAGUUUUAGUUGCUGACAUUAAUGAAAAAUCAAGAGAGCGCAUUAAGCUUGAUAGUUCAGAAUCAUCAGAAGAUGAGGAACUAUCUGAUGAAGAAAUCGAAAGAAGGAGAGAAGCUUUGAAACAAAGAGUGUUGUCAAAAAAAGAAGCUGAGGAAGAAUUGGUUAAGGAGGAGGAUGAAGAAGAGAAAUCUGGAGAUAGUUCUGAAUCUAGUUCAGAAUACGAGGAGUACACAGAUUCUGAAGAAGAAACUGGACCUCGGUUAAAGCCAGUUUUUGUCCGUAAAAGGGAUCGAAUAACUGUGAUGGAAAAGGAAAAAGAAGCACAAAAACAAAAACAAGCUGAAAUGGAGGCCAAGAAAUUGGUAGAAGAACGUAAAAAACAAACUCUACGAAUGGUAGAAGAGUCCAUCAGAAAAGAAAGCCAAGUUAGAAGUAGUCAGUACGAAACAGAAGGCAACAUUAAUGAUGUAGUUACUGAUGAUGAAAAUGACGAGUUGGUAUAUGAAUCAUGGAAAUUACGGGAAUUAAAACGUAACAAACGAGAUCGUGAAGAACGGGAAGCGGUCGAAAGAGAAAGAUUAGAGAUUGAAAGGCUACGCAACAUGACGGAAGAAGAACGCCGGCAAGAAGCUCGACUCAAUCCUAAAGUUGUCACUAACAAAGCAGCUAAAGGAAAGUAUAAGUUCUUGCAAAAGUAUUAUCACCGCGGUGCCUUUUAUUUGGACAAAGACGAUACAAUUUAUAAGAGAGACUUCUCAGGAGCGACUCUUGAAGAUCACUUUGACAAAACUGUUUUGCCUAAAGUAAUGCAAGUGAAAAACUUUGGUCGAAGCGGUAGGACCAAAUACACACAUUUGGUUGACCAGGAUACAACGCAAUUUGACUCGCCUUGGAUAUCCGAAACUGCCCAAAAUUUAAAGUUCCACAAUAAUCAAGCAGCUGGCGUGAAGCAAGUUUUUGAUCGUCCGUCGCUGAAGAAAAGGAAGGGAGACGAUUAAAAAGUUUAAUAUGCUGUGAAGGGGAAGAAAACAGAAGCGUUAGUUGUAAAUAAAAUUUUAAUUCUUAAUGAUAAUAAAUAUAGCAGUAACGUUUUAUAAAACAUCACGAUUUAUAAAUGUUUGCUUAAUUAUUUUAGAAAACUAAAUUUCAUAGAACCAAUUGUUCAUUCAGUUCACGGUACACAAAAUAUUGCGUUUUGUGUUCAUAAUAGUAACGGAAGACAAGAACAUAUUAUGUAUUAGAGAAAAAAAACUAAAUGGUUUUUCUAAAUUUACACUGCAAAGCAUUUUUUCUCUCUUGUAUAUAAAAGUCUAUUAUUUAUGAACAUGAAUAGUAACAUAGUUAUAGAUAAGGCAUAUUCUGAGUACAAUUUUUUUUAAGUGUGUUUUUCAAUUGACAAUGUUUAUAACAAUUAAAUUAUCUUUAAUAAUACAUUCCAAUAAUAUAA